AUGAUUUCUAGCUUAGCCAAAUGUGUUGUUCUCGUUUCCUCGAUAAUUGCUGUUGGUCAAGCGUGUAUUGCCACAACCACAACAACCCCAGGUAAGCAAAGUUUUUGAAAAUUGUUACUAUUUAUAUUUGAAUCUGUAAUUUUCAGUCUGCUGUAGUGUUCUUUCCACAUCUACAUUGACUCGUGUGCCUCCAGUAGGAAUUACGUCAGAACAAUGUUCAGUUUUGCGACGAAUCUCGAGCGUCUGUCCAACCACCGGAACUGUACUCUGCGACGCCGCUGCUGAUACUAAUGUAUGAUAUAUAUAUUUCUCGGAAAAAUUUAAAUUCAGUAUUCUACUUUCAGCCCAGCAACGUUAUCAUUCAAUUAAUCGGAACUGCUGGUACAUCCGUCAAAGAAGUCAGUGUAGCCGGUGACAGCGCCGCUACCACUUUGCAAUGCGUAAAUGGAUUAUGGUAUGUGCCCGGCACAUCGACCCAGGUGAAAUCAGUCACGUGCUCACAAACUGGAUCGACAGGAACUGAUGAGGGAAAUUUCCCAUAG
Molecule: messenger RNA, 542 nt
Organism: Caenorhabditis angaria
Lineage: Eukaryota; Metazoa; Nematoda; Chromadorea; Rhabditida; Rhabditidae
Source: the annotation of a GenBank genome assembly